ACAUAAAAUGAAAACAGCUCAACUUCCGCCAAGUCAGACUUUGCGACAAGUCGUCAGAAGAAAUCGCCAGAGAGAGCAGGCCGAUGGCUCCCGUCGUCCAGCGUCAACUAACGCAACAUUAGAAACUGUUCUAAUUGUACUGCUGAUUAAUUUGAGUGGUGCUAUGUCUUCGGGAAUGACUGGACAAACACCGUGCCUUUCCAGUCGAUGGGAUAAGACAGCCCAACCGAAACAAAGUGUAGAUGUGAAGCAGCAGAGGAGUGGUGAAAAUGCAGCCCACUCUAUCUCUUUAUCAGGAGUUGUCAGCACUGCCGGUUCAAACAGCACCGUUUCACGGCCACCACAAACGGGAGAAAAGCCAGAACCUCAGGGCGGAGUUGAAAUGGCUGCGGCCAUGGCUGCUAAAAUAAAUGCCAUGUUAAUGGCAAAAGGAAAGCUAUUGACUCCUCCACCGUUACUCGCAAAGACCCUUCCAAGUGUGUCUGUGCCAACCACUACAGAAGAAAUGGUAGUCACAGAGGUUGACAUAAACGAUGUACCGCUAACUUGCAGGGACCUUCUUACUAAAGGCAAAACACAAGAGGAGAUCCGACAGUUUAGUGGAGCAAUCGUCUCAACGAAAGGUCAUUACAUGUCUGACGCCGAAAAGGGAAAAGCGGGACAAAGACCUUUGUAUUUGCAUGUCCAUGGAAAGAACCAUGGGCAGGUCAAUAAGGCUGUGCUGAGGAUAAAAGAGAUCAUCUCUGAAGACCUGUUGAGGGCCUCAGCAGCAUCAGGACAACAGAUGCCUGUAAUGCCUCCGCUCACACUCUACCCUCAGCCUCCUCGCCCUGUCAUUACCACACCCGUGCCACGGAUGCCCAACACAACCUCAGUGCCAGGACAUCGGCCUGCAGCUCCUCAUUCUGGGAGUUUUGUGCACACAAAGAUUUUUGUGGGUCUGGACCAGGCGUCACCCUCGUUCAACGUGAAUGAAAAGGUUGAGGGUCCAGGAGGUUCGUACCUGAGUCACAUCCAGGCAGAGACGGGGGCUCGUGUCUUUCUCAGGGGAAAAGGUUCUGGCUACAUCGAACAAGCAUCAAAACGAGAGUCUUUUGAGCCACUUUAUGUCUACAUCAGCCACCCAAAUUCAGCUGGAUUGGAGUCAGCGAAGAAACUCACUGAGAGUCUGCUGGAAACUGUAAGGGAUGAAAAUGCCCGUAUGGCGUCUAUGUACACAGCCACUGGCUCAACACAACCAUACGCAGCACAUGGAUUUCCACCUAAUAGCAAUUACUCUAGCCAGGGGUCCUGGUAUAACUACCCAGCAAAUGGGUAUGCUGGCGGCUAUUCAGCGUACUCAGGAGCCAGUGGUUAUUGGAGUAAUGCAAAUGGUCCCCCAAGUCAUUCUAACAUGUCGACAAACCCUCCAUCUUCUCAGGCAAUGGUUCAGUAUCCGGUGUGUCCUAGGAAACCGCAUCCUUAUCUCGUCCAGCAUCCUGGCAGCAGUGAGACAGUGGCGCCUGAAGGAUCUUUAAGCACCCCACCUGACCCAGGAAGUCCCAGACGUCAUUUCCAGGAGGGGUCUCGGGAAGAACAGCCUACUAGCAAAUCUCCAGAGGGGCCUGCUCAACAAGAGUCUGCACUUCCUGCCUCGAGUGUUGGAGAAGAGAAAGUAGUAGAAAGGAUUCUGAUGCCCCCACCGCCACCCUUCUUUGUGGCUCCUGCACCUGUUGCACGCAAAAGACCGAGAGACACGGUGGCAGAAGAUCCAGUCAGUCUGCCUGGCAUUGCUGCCUCAAUGGGUAUGCAUUUCUUUAUCACAACGUUUACUGAGAGCCUGAGUACUCAGACAUGUGUAUUGCAUGACAUGGCAUCUCCCCCCCCAUGCCAACGGGGGAGGAGUGGAGACCUAUAUGAAUCUCUCCACUGGUAGAUCCCACUAACACACUCUUCUUGUAUAUGUUUUUUGUCUUUCCCUUGUUCUCUCUCUCAACAUGUGUACCUGGACCUGCGUCCCCUGGCUGUGGAUCAAACGAACUCAAAAACCACCGAUAACAUGGGGCUCCUCCAUGGGUUUUCUUUUCUCUCGCUAUGUCAUCAUCCCCCUCCCCCAUUUCCACCACAUUCUCUCUACUUUCCUGUCUCUCCAUUUUUAUUGUGCCCUAACAGGUGUCCAAGAGAAGCUGUGCGAAAAAAAGUCUAAAGUGGACGACUCAGGGCUUGUGCCCUAUGAAGGAGACUCCUCUGAUGAAGAGGAGGAGAGGACACACAGCAGUAAGACAGAUAACUCAUAACCCCUGCCCCAUCCCCAUUGUCCAGGAAACCGACAGACCCAAAGUCUACAUUCAGUAAAUUAAUAUAGUUCUCAAACCCAAACCCCAAUUAAAGGAAAAAUCCACCCUUGCAUUUUCAAACACUGUUUUAGGACUAUACCAGUGUUUUAGCCCAUUUACUUGAAAUAACAAAUACAGUGUUGCUGAGCACUUAACAAUCAAGCAGACUGUUUUCUAUUCAUCUCAAUAUGGCAUUUAAGGCCAAUUUAUGCUCCUGCUUUAAAUCAAAGCUGUGUUUACGUAUGUAGGUACCUUGACGUAGCCGGACGUGCACCUCCUUAAAAAUGUAGCUACGUGUCACGGCGACACAGACCACAACAACGUCACAUUUCCUGCGUCUCCUUCUCCAUAAACAUGAAAUCAAGGAGACAGUUGACUUUUCCUGCUACAGAUUCCCAAUUGUGGUCAGAAAGCACAGGGGAGACAUUUUGUUUCUCCCACUAUGCCUCUAGAAUUAGUACUCGCUCCAAAGAUAAUCACCGUCACUUUCUCACUCGCUCUAACGCACGCACGCUCUGCUAUUCUCUUAAAGAGAACAAACCAGACACCAAUGCACGUACAAGUGCAAGUAUAAAAGCUGUGCGCAGAGCCCCUGCAGAAGCAUAAAUCCAGCUUUAGGGACACAUGAUUGAAAUUUCUGGUAUGACUUUUAUGAACUGAAAUCCAUUUUAGGACUUAAAGACUGACGACCAAGCUUCAUACACAGUCAGGUUGACAAUCGGUUAUACAGUGUUAAUGUAAAGAUUUCUUGUAGUAAACAGCUAAAGAUGCAAAAAACACUGGUAUGGUCUUUGAAAUAUUACCACUUUCUGAUGUUUGGUGCUUUCCUGAACUCUUAAGGAAGAAAGGUUUAAAUUGUCUUGUCCUGUUGUAGGUUUUGCUUUGUGUAUUUCCGUUUCAGUUAGUAUUUUUAUUUUUCUCCCAGAAUGCCUUUCUGUGAACACUCACACAAUGGGUGUGACCCUGUUGGUUUCAGUCAAAGGUGGGCAUAUUUAAAUGGCAUGCCCAACUUUAUAGCAACUGUAAAUAUUGAUAAUCUGCCAACUCAAUUCAUUGUCAUUGUGCAUAUGUUUGUAGCCACAUGUCUUAAAAUGCAGCACAUCUUGUGGCUUCAUGCUCAUUAGGGAAGUUUUUAAAAAAUACAAGUCCUUUGCAGUGUCUUUCUUCCUUGUGUUAUUUCUGUCUUUGUAGAUUUUUUAAUUUUUUUUAUUCCAAGGUUCUCACUCUAAAAUGUGCACCAACCAGUUUCUUAAAUCCAGAGACAUUUUUAGUUGGCAAAAUAUAUUGCUAUUAAACAAAAUAUUCACGUUUUACAGUGGAAGUAUUCAAGGUGGAUUUUUCCUUUUUUAAAGAUGUGGAUACUUAACUAUAAAUAUAUUUUUAUUUCUUUAAACAAACAUCUUUUGUUAAUCCAAAACAAGCCCCUUAUUUCUUUUUUUAAUUUAAACACUUGGUCUGCUGCAAGUUACUGAUUCUAUAAGUACAUAUUGUAAAAUUCAGUUCAACUUUUUUCAUAUCUUGGAAAAUGGUGUAUGCCUGUUCCCAUGGAAUACUAUAAUAAAACACCUAAAAAC
Messenger RNA from Etheostoma spectabile (orangethroat darter), 3889 nucleotides. RefSeq names its product KH homology domain-containing protein 4. Gene Ontology annotation, molecular function: RNA binding. Gene Ontology annotation, cellular component: nucleus. Bases 8 to 1915 code for a protein of 635 amino acids. The transcript has 13 exons. Lineage: Eukaryota; Metazoa; Chordata; Actinopteri; Perciformes; Percidae. The record is from RefSeq and is a predicted model, not a curated record.